ACUGCACAGAGUCCAUAUAAAUUUUGGUUUGGUGAGCCAAAUAAUACGGCGCCCUUUUCUUUUCGAUCAAUAAAUUAAUUGUUCCCCGUAUUGCAAGGAUGAAUGCAUUGUACAAACCCACGACAUCGGUCUUCUAUUGUUAAAACCCUCACCCGGUUUUUUUUCCAUAAACCCGAUGCUGUAUAUAUUGCACCGGGUCAGCGAGAUAUGUGCGAGUUGGAAUGUUUUCAGCAUCAACUUCUGAAUUUUAAAACAGUCUGACAGGAUUUCAUAGUUUACUUGUGUGACAGCGGACCCGUCAAUAAGUGGUAUUAUCAGGAAGAUUUAUAAGCAUGGUCGAUCUCUUUAUUCAUCAGUAGGAACAGGAACUGACAGAUUGAGAACCUUAAUUUGUGUAUUUUGGAUAAGCGAAAGUUUUGUGCAAUGGCAACUGCAGAAACGAGUUCCUUUAUAGCGUCUAGUCCAAACAACAAUGACGUUGAUGAUAUCACCCAGUUUUCAAUGAAGGAGGUGGCUCUUCAUUCAGAUCGUGGUUCGUGUUGGCUUGUCAUUAAAGAUUUUGUCUAUGAUGUGACGUCAUUUAUUUCAGAGCAUCCUGGCGGAUGGGAAAUUAUUAUGGAGAGGGCAGGUACUGACGCAACUUAUGCCUUCGAGGGGAAGGGUCAUUCUGAAGACGCAAAGAAGCUGCUAGCUGGCUUUAUGAUUGGUCAAUUAAAUACGAACGAGCGUCUGGAGAAAGGUUGACAACUACUAGUCCUUGUUUUUAUUAUUAAGUUAAAUGGUAAAUCUAUCAUAAAUAUGCAAUAUCACGGUGUCUUCUUGUCUUAUGAGAAAUAAAGAAGUCUAUUUUUUUUAAGUGUAUAGUAUAGCAAUUGAGUUUUAAUCGCAAUGUUUUUUUUCCUGAUAUAUAUUCUUAUGUGCAGAUAUGAAUCAAGAAUAUAAAUCCUUUUAUUUUGCACCUGGGUAGGUGUGGUUUCGAUUGCUUAUAGAAGAAUUAAGAAGGCAUUUGUUAUAGCUUUUGUGAAUAAUACUGGUAUAUUCUUCUAUACUGUCUUUCACUCUUAAAUAUCUUGUGAUGAUAAUGCUGCAAACAAGUAAAUAUACACCAUUAUGGCAAAAAUAAAUCCAUUUCAAAUUUUAAUGAAUUGUUUAUUGUAGCCUGCGUCAGCUGUAUGUAAACUACAAGAUGGACCUAGGGGCUUCCAGGGUCUUUGUGAGAAUACUAGGAAACUGGCACAUAUUGAAAAGAUAUGAUUUAUGUUAUCAGGCAUAAAUCAUAAGUAUUAUAGUGAUAACAAUAUACCACGAGGGUAAUUCUUGAUUGAUUUUUAUCAUAUUUAUUACAUACACGUAUGUAUUCAUUUGCUUUAUACUAUGUAUUUGUUUACGGUACCUCUAUAAUGUAAGAUUAUGCUAAAGUACUGGAGUGGAUCAUAUAUUUCAUAAAAGUGGGGGCAUGUUAUGGCACAUUAAGGUAUAAUUGCACAUUUUGGUAAAUUACCAAACGGCACAUAUUAGUAAAUUGCACAUUUGGGUAAUUUAACAAAAACGUGCAAUUUACCAAAAUGUGCCGUAACAGGGUGCACUAAUCUUUUUAAACUAGAAAUUUGACGUGUCCAAAGGACACAGAUGCCCCCGCUUAACGCAAUCAGAAAUUCAUUCAAUAUGAUUGAACUAAAUAUCGUGCAGAAACCAAUAUGCAUAUAUGAAAUGAACAAAUUAAGACCUUUGAACCAACUCGCAUAUAUAAUGAGCUUUGACCUGUGGACUCCGAAUUUAAACUUAGCCUGUAUUUUGGAGUCAUCUACCUACACACCAAAAUUUUUUUUAAUCUGUUGAAUAUUUCAUAAGUUAUUAUGUGGAAACCAACUAGCAUAUUUAAUGAGCUGUGACCUUUGACCUGCGGACUCUGAAUUCGAACUUAGCCUUUAUUUUGGUGUCAUCUACCUACACACCAAAAUUAUUUGAAAUCCAUUAAAUACUUUUUGAGUUAUUGCGUGGAAACCAACUCACAUAUUUAAUGAGCUGUGACCUCUGACCUGCGGACUCCGAACUUAGCCUGUAUUUUGGUGUCAUCUACCUACACACCUAAAAUUUUCAAAAUCCAUUAAAUAUUUUUUCGAGUUAUUGCGCGGAAACCAACUCGCAUAUUUAAUGAGCUAUGGCCUUUGACACCGAAUCUGAACUUAGCCUGUAUUUUGGUGUCAUCUACCUACACAUCAAAUUUUUUUUAAUCUGUUGAAUAUUUCAUAAGUUAUCAUGCGGAAACCAACUCGCAUAUUUAAUGAGCUGUGACACUCGCAUAUUAAAUGAGCUGUGACCUUUCACCUGCGGACUCCGAAUUCGAAAUUAGCCUGUUUUUGGUGUCAUCUACCUACACACCAACAUUUUUUUAAAUCCAUUAAAUAUUUUUCGAGUUAUUGCGCGGAAACCAAGUGGGGGGACGGACGGACGGACAGGGGCAACGCUUAAUUCCCCCUCCGGACUUCGUCUGCGGGGGCAUAAAAAAUGUUCUGAGAUUCAAAUAUUACUAUAAAUCCUCCGACAAGCAAACAUCACCUGCCCCCCCCCCAAAAAAAAAGGUGCAUUUUAGCAAUAUUUUCUUUAAAUUAAUACAAGCGUUAUCACUUCAGAUAAGUCGCCCCCCGCAAAAAAAAUUAAAUAAAUCAACAGAUCUGCAGCCAGUAAGCUCCUACAAAUCCCAGAGGUCAUUCUCUACAUCUUCUGCAUCUGCUACUAAGCACCCGCGUCCAGAAAAAAGGCGUGGAAAACGGUCUCAUGACAUAAUGGUUGCCUUUUCAGCACCAUUCGUAGGUACAUGUAUCAAAUUACGGAUUUCCAUAACUUUUCACAUGUGUUCUGCCAUUUAGGGCUGCAAAUUUAGUUGUGAAGAUUGCGCCAAUUAGGAUGCACUUUUGAGGUUGUUGGACAUGGGUGGGUAUAGCAGGUCAUAAGGAGAGUGACCCAUGGGUUACAGAUUUAUUAUAUACCUCUUUUUAAUAAGUACUCCUGAAUGUACACCUGUACUUUGAUGAUGCUGAAAUCAAUUAAAACUAUGGUGAUAUGAGAGCAAA
Molecule: messenger RNA, 3074 nt
Organism: Lytechinus pictus (painted urchin)
Lineage: Eukaryota; Metazoa; Echinodermata; Echinoidea; Temnopleuroida; Toxopneustidae
Product: cytochrome b5 type B-like
Exons: 5
Coding region: 424-744 (106 amino acids)
Cellular component (GO): intracellular membrane-bounded organelle; membrane
Molecular function (GO): heme binding
Source: RefSeq, a predicted model, not a curated record